Equus caballus (horse) is the source of this 4121-nucleotide messenger RNA. It is a transcript of the gene PDXDC1, whose product is annotated as pyridoxal dependent decarboxylase domain containing 1. The record is from RefSeq and is a predicted model, not a curated record. Lineage: Eukaryota; Metazoa; Chordata; Mammalia; Perissodactyla; Equidae. Gene Ontology annotation, cellular component: intracellular membrane-bounded organelle. Gene Ontology annotation, molecular function: pyridoxal phosphate binding; carbon-carbon lyase activity. Gene Ontology annotation, biological process: carboxylic acid metabolic process.
CGCCCCGCCUCCCGGAGACCCGCAGAGCGCCCACCCCGCGGCGCCGCCUGGCAGCUCCUCCUCGUCUCCGCCCCGCGGUCUGCGGGCGCGGGGGACGUCAGCGCUGCCAGCGUGGAAACGGCGGCCGGGCGCGGGAGGCGGAAGUAGUGCCCGGGGCCGCCGGACCUCCCUCGGGCCGCGCCGGCCGCCUCAGCCAUGGACGCGUCUCUGGAGAAGAUAGCAGACCCUACACUAGCUGAAAUGGGAAAAAACUUGAAGGAGGCCAUGAAGAUGCUAGAGGACAGUCAGAGAAGAACAGAGGAGGAAAAUGGAAAGAAGCUCAUGUCAGGGGAUAUUCCAGGGCCACUCCAAGGCAGUGGACAAGAUAUGGUGAGCAUCCUCCAGUUAGUUCAGAAUCUGAUGCACGGAGAUGAAGAUGAGGAGCCCCAGAGUACCCGAAUCCAGAAUAUUGGAGAACAAGGUCAUAUAGCUUUGUUGGGGCAUAGUCUGGGAGCUUAUAUUUCAACUCUGGACAAAGAGAAGCUGAGAAAACUUACAACUCGGAUCCUUUCAGACACUACCUUAUGGCUUUGCAGAAUUUUCAGGUAUGAAAAUGGCUGCGCUUAUUUCCACGAAGAAGAAAGAGAAGGACUUGCAAAGAUCUGUAGGCUUGCCAUUCAUUCCCGUUAUGAAGACUUCGUAGUGGAUGGGUUCAAUGUGUUAUAUAACAAGAAGCCUGUUAUAUAUCUUAGUGCUGCUGCCAGGCCUGGCCUGGGCCAGUACCUCUGUAAUCAGCUCGGCUUGCCCUUCCCCUGCUUGUGCCGUGUGCCCUGUAACACUAUGUUUGGAUCCCAGCAUCAGAUGGAUGUUGCCUUCCUGGAGAAACUGAUUAAAGAAGAUAUUGAACGAGGAAAAUUGCCCCUUUUGCUUGUUGCAAACGCUGGAACUGCAGCCGUAGGGCACACAGAUAAGAUCGGCCGUUUGAAAGAACUCUGUGAGCAGUAUGGCAUAUGGCUUCAUGUGGAGGGUGUGAAUCUGGCAACAUUGGCUCUAGGUUAUGUCUCCUCGUCAGUGCUGGCUGCGACCAAAUGCGAUAGCAUGACGUUGACCCCAGGCACGUGGCUGGGUCUGCCAGCUGUUCCCGCAGCUACCCUUUAUAAACACGACGACCCCGCCUUGACUUUAGUUGCUGGUCUUACAUCAAAUAAGCCAGCAGACAAACUCCGUGCCCUGCCCCUGUGGUUGUCUUUGCAAUACUUGGGACUCGAUGGCAUUGUGGAGAGGAUCAAGCACGCCUGUCAACUGAGUCAGCGAUUGCAAGAAAGUUUGAAGAAAGUCAACCACAUCAAAAUCUUGGUGGAGGAUGAGCUCAGCUCUCCAGUAGUGGUGUUCAGGUUCUUCCAGGAACUGCCAGGCUCAGAUCCAGUGCUUAAAGCUGUCCCAGGGCCCAACAUGGCACCUUCAGCAGUCGGCCGGGAGAGACACUCCUGUGAUGCACUGAAUCGCUGGCUGGGAGAGCAGCUGAAGCAGCUGGUGCCCGCCAGCGGCCUCACUGUCAUGGACCUGGAGACGGAAGGCUCGUGCGUGCGGUUCAGCCCUCUGACAACGGCGGCAGCUUUAGGAACUCGGGCAGAGGAUGUGGACCAGCUCGUAGCCUGCGUACAGAGCAAGCUGCCGGUGCUGACCUGCACGCUGCAGCUGCGAGAGGAGUUCAAGCAGGAGGUGACGGGGAUGGCGGGCCUCCUCUACGUCGAUGACCCUAACUGGCCUGGAAUCGGAGUCGUCAGGUACGAACAUGCAAGUGAUGAUAAGAGCAGUUUGAAAUUAGAUCCAGAAGGGGAAAAAAUCCAUGCUGGACUCCUGAAAAAGUUAAAUGAACUGGAAUCUGACCUCACGUUUAAAAUGGGCCCCGAGUAUAAAAGCAUGAAGAGCUGCAUUUACAUCGGCAUGGCGAGCGAGGACAUAGACGUCUCUGAACUAGUGGAGACCAUUGCAGUCACUGCCCGGGAAAUUGAGGAAAACUCAAGGCUUCUGGAAAACAUGACAGAAGUGGUUCGGAAAGGAAUUCAGGAAGCUCAGGUUCAGCUGCAGAAGGCCAAUGAGGAGCGGCUUCUGGAAGAGGGGGUGUUGCGGCAGAUCCCUGUAGUAGGGUCCGUGCUGAAUUGGUUUUCUCCAGUACAAGCUUCACAGAAGGGAAGAAGUUUUAACUUAACAGCAGGCUCUCUGGAGUCCACGGAACACACAUAUGUCUACAAAGUGCAAGGGACAGGAGUAACACCGCCUCAGACCCCCUCAGGCACUCGCACCAAACAGAGACUUCCAGGCCAGAAGCCUUUUAAAAGGUCCCUCCGUGGGUCAGAUGCCCUGAGUGAGACAAGCUCCGUGAGUCAUACCGAAGACUUAGAAAAGAUGGAGCACCUGUCUGCUGGGCCCGAGCAGGACGCCCCGGAGGCUAACAGUCCUGAGCGACCCCCAGGGGCUCCCACCCCUCAGGAAGCCGAGCAGGCUGGGGCCCUCCAGAAUGGGGCCCAGCGCCCCGAAGACGACCGCCCACAGGUAGAAGAACCCGAGAGCCUAAGAUAAAAGUGUUUGCUUUGAGACUGUUCAGAAAGUUGUUUCAGGGAAGAUGAAGUUAUACUGAAAAUGUGAACUGUGCCACAUGCUAAUACAAGAGGAAUUACUGUUAUUUGUGCUUUACUGGGAUUUUUGCACAAAUAUGUACCUGAAAGCCAGGCUUUCUCUGAGGGCAAUUGACUUGUCUCAUUUUAUGGGUGUGUAGAACAACCAACAACUAUUGUUUCUGUCUACGCCACUGUAGUAAUACCAUUUUCCCCCAAGUUACCAGAAACACUUUUUAUUCACAAAGAACACUUAGAAUUUCAGGUGCCUGCCACUUGAAACACUUCCUCUUAUCUUUCGAAACAUAAGCGUGAGAAGUUCCUAGGUCGCACAUGGAGCUUUGGUAAGAAGCUUCUCCAGAACUCCGCGGGCCUCUGCCCUGCCCUGCCCUGCCGAGGGGACACGGCAUUCUUGGCCGUGCGUUUAGUUGGCGUUAGUUCAAUCAGGUCGCAGUCUGCGGCUGCACUGUGUUUGGCUUGAAGGAGAACGGGCUUCGCUGGGACUGUAAAUAAGAGUGUCAGAAGCCCUCUGUGGCCAUCCCAGCUGCUGUCCCUGGAGACUAAGUAAGGACUGUGUCCAUUCCGGCUGUGGCAGGGUCAGCGAGCAAGUGAGAGCGGCAGUGCCUCUGUCCGUGACCUUCCUCUGCCACAAAUCCCUCUCCCUUUAUAUGCUCUGUAGACGAGUUAAAGACGCGCCUGUAAAGAGUCACUGUCAGGGCUCUUCUUGACCAUAUAUAUAUAUGUAUAUUUUUAAAUACUGGUAAAGCUUUUAAAUUGGCACACAAGUACAGACCGUGCUCAUUUCUAUGUUUAAUAUCUGAAAACCCGAUCGAUGCUACUCUUAAGAGCCUCCUAUUAAAUAUGGUGUGGAGCACCUCGUUGAGUUUAAAUUCUACACUAAGAAUACUUUUGACCUGUUCCACACGGGAGCUCCUGUAGCUUGUUCCACUAGCAGCUCAGCCCUUUGGGUCCAACUCAGAAACAAGAACCAGAAAAGCAACCUUUGUCAGGCUGAUCAGGCCAGACUCCUGCUGAAAUAACUGGAAGGAAGCUCUUAAUUACUGCCUGUUUCUACCUUUCCAGAAGCCCUCAUCACUUCACUGACCACAGGGAAUGGCCCCGGUGCCUUUUAGUCCAGCAAAGUCAAGCUCCUGGAGACCCUAAGAUGGCAGGAAUCACGUGGGGUUUGUGGGCCGUAGGACUGAAGCCUUAGUUUAUACCACAUGAAGCCUAUAAUGACACUCUGAUUUGGUGGGAUUUCUGACAUCUGGCAUUGUCAAAAUGCGCUUUUCCUUUUUCUUUUUGGGGGCGGGGUGCAGAUGAUUAAACACAGUCUUCCCUGUUUAUUUGGUGCAAUGAAGUAUAGCAGAUAACAUGGGGGAAGGGAGAUUAUCACCUUUAACAAGAUUAAUUUUUAACUGUUUUUAUAUAUAUUUGGAAUUGUUAAUUGGUUUUGCUGAAACAGAAUUUCACCCUUGAGAUACUAUUUGAAUGUUGGUUUCAAUAAAGGUCCUUGAAAUUGUU